Messenger RNA from Lactuca virosa, 1667 nucleotides. Lineage: Eukaryota; Viridiplantae; Streptophyta; Magnoliopsida; Asterales; Asteraceae. The record is from the annotation of a GenBank genome assembly.
AAUGAACCCAAAAGAAACAUAAACUUAAAUCUAUGGACGAAUUCAUCAUUAGACAUCUCAUUAUUUUUUUCAACGUGAUCGAGUAUCAUCCCUCAACCUGGCUCAUUACUAAUCUUUCUUCAAAAUUUUCUUGGAGGAAAUUAUUGGUUAGAUUAAUGUCUUGUUGUUCCUGUAUAACAAACAUCUUCAUCGUCUUGGUUUGUAUGAACACGUGCAUGGCUCAAAACUUUUCUGCAAUCUUUAUUUUCGGUGAUUCACUUGUAGAUGUGGGUAACAAUAACUACAUAACAACAUUUGCUAAGGCGAAUUAUGAGCCUGUUGGGAUUGAUUUUGGGAAGCCAACAGGAAGAUUUACUAAUGGAAGAACUGUUUGUGACAUAUUAGGUCAAUCAUUGGGUUUCAAACAUUUUCCUCCACCAUACCUAGCUCCAACCUCCUGUGGUUCUGUAGUUCUUGAUGGCGUAAAUUAUGCUUCUGGUGCUGGUGGAAUUCUAGAUGAAUCGGGAGCAAACUACAUCGGUAGAAUCGCUAUGGAUGCGCAACUCGACAAUUUUGCAAAGACGAGACUCGACAUAAUCUCAAUCUUAGGCGCUCCUGAAGCAUUUAAUUUGUUCGCUACUGCUUUCUUCACAGUAACAAUGGGCUCCAACGAUUUUAUCAAUAACUACUUCAUUCUACCAGGUCAUUCGCACCCGGUGCCUCCGAAAACUUUCAUUCAAUCCAUGAUUUCAACAUUUAGAAGACAACUUACGAUGGGGCCAAAGCGUUUAACUAACCAAUGGAGACCAAGGGUGAAGGGGAACCGUGUGGGGUUCCUAAGGCGAAAGACACAAGAUAACCGGAGGAGAUAUCACUCUUGGUGUUAGGUACAACCAAAGGAGAUGGGGAAAGAGAUGAGAAGUGAGAGAAGGGAGAACGGGAGAAUAGGAGGAACAUCUUCAGGGUUGAGGAUGUUAUAGUAAGAAGGAGGAAGAAAGCGAUGAUAGUUAUUCAAGGGGAAGUAAUCUUUAUCAAAAACGUAUGUCGUGGGACGAUCACUUUUUGAGUCAUUAGAUCAAGACAUAUAUAGUCGUGGUGGUUCGAACUUGGUCCAAGAUAGACGCAUAGAUCUUGGAGAAAGUUUGUGUCAGGUAAUAAAUGAGGUGUUGGGGUAGAAACCCAAACACCCAUCAAUGAAAGUAUAAGGGAAAGAAGACAAAAAGCAUCUUAAAUGGAGGUUUUGAGAGUUAAGGAUAAGGUAAGUAAUAGAUUUAGAGUAUGGACAUGCACAAGUAACGCUUCAAUCUAAAAAUACGGGGGCAACAAGUCUUGAAAGAGAAAGGCAUGUAAGGUAUUGAUGGCGUGCAUUAAAAGUUCAACCUUUCCAUUUUGAUGCAAAGUAUAUGGACAUGAAAACCAAAAUUUAAUACCAUUAGAUUUGAGAAAUUCCAAUGGUUGUUGGUUAUUAAACUCACGUCCAUUGUUGUAUUGGAAAGGCUAAAUAUCGAUUCAACUGAUUUGAGACAUAAGCACAAAAAAUUUAAAAAUCAUAAAAAGUCAUAUGUGAUACGUUAGGGAAACACCCAUUAGAAAUGUGAAAAAACAUUUAACAAUAAAAUAUGAUAUUUAAAUCAGAGUGUAUUAGUUAAACAAGCGUAAAUUUUUGUAGUUGAAGAAUAAAAGGAAAC